AUGGAGAAAUCACUGGAGGUUGUUACGCUACAAGGGCCAUUGAAACUGGAUCCGGAAUGUUUCGGUUACUGGAAAGUAUCGAUCCAGCAGGUCAUCUCAAGCAUUGACAUGGAAGCUUGGUUUGCAGUGGAGGAUGGUUGGACUCAUCCAACUGAUAAGAAUGAAGAUGGUGAAUUGGUGCAAAAACAUAGAAAGAAGUGGACAGCUGAAGAAAAGGCUAAGGCCAAACACAAUUCGCAGGUGUUGUCAGUCAUCUUCAAAUCUCUGCCGAGAGAUAUUUUCAACCAAGUUCAAGGUUGUGUGUCGGCUAAAGAGGAGUGGGACAUUCUGGUCGUGACUUUUGAAGGAACUUGUAGAGUUAGGCGCACAAGACUGGACAAUCUUGUGUCAGACUUUGAGAAUCUGCAAAUGAUUGAAACCGAAUCUGUGGCAGACUAUAGCAGCCGGUUGAGUGGUAUUGCUCAAGAGUCUGUCGUUUUGGGUAAACGAUACAAGGACAAAAAACUGGUCAAGAAAUUUCUUAGAAGUUUACCUGACAAGUUUCAACCGCACAGGUCUGCAAUUGAUGUGUCUCUCAAUUAUGAUGAGCUCAAGUUCAAUCAAGUCGUUGGGAUAAUGCAGGCGUUUGAGAUGCAACUAAAGAAGAAAGAGAAAAUGAAUGCUAAGUCAUUUGCUCUUAAAGCUGCAGAAGAACAGAAGCUUGUUGAAUCACAGGAGCUUGAAGACGAAGAGAAGGUCGGUCUGUUGGUUAAGAAGUAUUUUCGCAAGAUGGAAAGAGGUCAGCGGAAGGGAACUCCAUCACUUGCAAGUGCAGAUUCUGCCAAGGGUUUCAGGAAGAAUGAUAAGUCAGAACGCCAGUGUGCUGAGUGUGAAGGAUAUGGUCAUUGCAAGGCUGAGUGCCCAAACAACAAACGGAAGCAAUCUCUGAAAUGCUAUGGAUGCAAGGGUUUUGGUCAUACCAAGACUGAUUGUCCCUCCCAAGGAAGUAAUCAGAAGUCCUACAUCACAUGGAGUGAAAGUGAUUCUGAUGAAGAAGAUAACAAAGGUGAAAUUAUGAACAACUUUGUGGCUCUGCUGUGGAGUAAUCGAGGAAGAUGA
This is a messenger RNA of Camelina sativa (false flax), 1098 nucleotides long. Lineage: Eukaryota; Viridiplantae; Streptophyta; Magnoliopsida; Brassicales; Brassicaceae. The record is from RefSeq and is a predicted model, not a curated record.